Messenger RNA from Rhododendron vialii, 2394 nucleotides. RefSeq lists its product as uncharacterized. Gene Ontology annotation, molecular function: nucleic acid binding; zinc ion binding. Bases 1 to 2394 code for a protein of 797 amino acids. The record is from RefSeq and is a predicted model, not a curated record. The transcript is spliced from 8 exons. NCBI's taxonomy places the organism in Eukaryota, Viridiplantae, Streptophyta, Magnoliopsida, Ericales, Ericaceae. Gene Ontology annotation, biological process: DNA integration.
AUGCAAGAGCAGUUCAAUCACAAAGGGGUGGUCGAGUUGAAAGAGGAAGAAGAGGAAAUUCAAGAGGAAGAGGAGGAAACUCAAGAGGAAGAGUGCUAUAAAUGCAAGAAGUUUGGGCAUGUUAAAAAGGAUUGCAAGGCAAAGAGCAAUCUACAAGCUAAAUUUUCAAAAGAGAAAAAUGGUGAAGGGAAUUUAUUUUAUGAUUGUCAAGUUGCCUCCGAAUACAAGAAUGAAGUUUGGUAUCUUGAUAGCGGUUGUAGCAAUCACAUGACUGGUGAUCAAUCCAUUUUCUUGAACAUGGAUACUUUAGCUGGUUCACAAGUGAAAAUGGGAAAUGGAGCAUUAAACUUACUAAGUGUUGGACAACUUUUGGAACAUGGUUAUGCAGUCCAUUUUGAAGCUGGUAGUUGUACCAUUCAUGAUAAAGAUGACCGAAGUCAACUUGUGGCAAAGAGACUUGGGCAAUUAAACUUUCAUGGUCUCAAGUUGCUUCAACAAAAGAUCAUGGUUCAAGGUCUUUCGAAUAUUGAGGAAGUUCAUGAUGUUUUGCGAAGGGUGUGCACUUGGGAAGCACCAUCGAAAGCCGUUUCCAAAAGGGGUUUCUUGGAGAGCAAAAGAGAUGCUGGAAUUAGUUCAUACGGAUGUAUAUGGUCCUAUGAGAACUCUAUCGCAUGUUGGAAACAAAAGUUCAAAAAUAUGGUGGAGAAGCAAAGUGGGUACUAUAUUAAAACCUUGAGAAGUGAUAGAGGCAAAGAGUACAACUCUAAGGAGUUUGACAAGUUUUGUGAAGAUGAAUGUGUUGAAAUGCAGCUAACAAUGGGUUACACACCACAGCAAAGCGGAGUAUUCGAAAGGAAAAUUCAGACGGUGAUGGAAACGGCCAAGUCUAUGUUGCAUGAGAAAAGGCUGCCAAAGAUUUUUUGGGCAGAAGUUGUUUACACGGCUGUUUAUUUGAUAAAUCGUAGCCAAUUGAAGGGAUACAAAUUGUAUAACUUGAAGACAAAUCAAAUUAUAAUCAGUCGGGAUGUGAUGUUUGAUGAGAAUGCUUCAUGGAAUUGGGAACAAGGAAAAGUUGAAAAGAAAUGUGUCCAAGUCAAUGAAGAACAAGGAAGUGCUGCACAUGAAGGGGAAGAUAAUGAAGGCUCACCUCAAUUCUCACCAAGGUUAGCCUCACCAUCAUCUCCUAGACUUUCUCCAAGUUCAAGUUCUAGUUCAUCCACACCUAGCUCAACUCCAAUAAGAAUGAGGAGUUUGAGUGAUGUGUAUGCCCAGUGUAAUUUUUGUAUGGUGGAACCGGAAAGUUUUGAAGAAGCAAUUAAGAAUGAAACUUGGAUAAAAGCUAUGGAAGAGGAACUCAAUGAGAUUUUUGCUCCAGUUGCAAGGCCGGACACCAUUCGAGCUCUCAUUGCAGCCCAAAAAGGUUGGUCAUUGUAUCAACUUGAUAUAAAAUCAACUUUCUUGAAAGGAGAAUUGAAAGAAGAAGUUUACAUUGAACAACCUCAAGUAUUUGUCACAAAAAGGGAAGAAGACAAGGUGUACAGAUUGAAGAAAACAUUAUAUAGGCUGAAACAAGCUCCAAUAGUAUGGUACAGUCAAAUUGAUUCUUACUUCAAUGGAAAGGGGUUCAAGAGGAGCAAAAGUGAUUCGACUCUAUAUGUGAAGACUCAAGGUACAUCAAUUCUUAUUGUUGCCUUGUAUGUCGAUGAUUUGUUGUUUACUGGUGAUAAUGAGGAGAUGAUAUUAGAUUUCAAGAAACAAAUGAUGCAAUGUUAUGAAAUGAGUGAUAUGGGCUUGCUACAUCAUUUUCUUGGAAUUGAAAUUUAUCAAAUUGAAGAGGGUGUGUUUAUCUCACAAAAGCAAUAUGCUAAAAAUAUUUUGAAGAAAUUUGGGAUGAAUGGGUGUAAACCCGUGGCUACUCCUCUGAUUGUAAAUGAAAAACUCAUGAAAGAAGAUGGUGAAAAGAAGGUUGAUGCCACUUUAUAUAGACAUUUGGUUGGGAAAUUAUUAUACCUCACAGUUACAAGGCCUAAUAUAAUGUAUGCUGUAAGUUUGCUCUCUAGAUUCAUGAACAAUCCCAGCCAAAAUCAUCUUGGUGCUGCAAAGAGGGUUUUGAGAUACAUUAGAGGCAAAACCAGCUAUGAAAUCAAGUAUUGCAGAGAAGCAGAUGUGAAACUGUUUGGGUUUUGCGAUAGUGAUUGGGGCGGCUGCAUUGAUGAUAUGAAAAGCACCUCCGGAUAUAUUUUUUCUCUUGGUUCUGGAGUAUUUUCUUGGGGCCUCAAAGAAGAAGAAGGAACUGAGAUUUUCUGUGAUAACAAAUCAACCAUUGAGAUGGCCAAAAAUCCAAUAUUUAACAGCCGCACUCGACACAUAGCAAUCAAACAUCAUUUCAUUUGA